CCGUUCGCCCGUUCCACUUCUCUUCUCUCCCAAUAUUAUAUAGCAGCAGCCGCCGGUGGUCUCUUCUCUCGUGCCUUUUUGUGGUCUCUUCUCUGGUGCCUUUUGCUGCCAUUAUUAUAGCCCUUUUCAACUCGUGUGUGCCUUUGAACAUGGCUGCUAAACACUCCCAACUGAACGGGGCCUACUAUGGCCCAUCCAUCCCUCCUCCCACCUCCUACCAUCGACCAGGCCGCCGCGUCCACUUCGGUCUCUGCUCCUGCAUCUUCAAUCUCCUCCUCACCAUCGUCGUCGUCGUCGGCCUCGCCGUUUUCUUGUUCUGGCUCAUCGUCCGCCCCAACGCUGUCAAAUUCCACGUCACCGAUGCCUCCCUCACUCAAUUCAACUACACCUCUAACAACACCCUCUUUUACAAUCUCUCCCUCAAUAUCACCGCCCGAAACCCCAACCGCAGGCUCGGCCUCUAUUACGACAAAAUCCGAGCCUCGGCUUCGUACCAGGAUGCGUGGUUCGAUUCUCAGACUCUGACACCCUUCUAUCAGGGCCACAAGACCACGGAUUUUUUGAACCCUGUCUUCGUGGGUCAACGCUUCUUGCUUCUUGAUUCCACCCAGGCUUCGGAGUUGAGCAAGGAUCAGAGCUCUGGGCUUUAUGAUAUCGACGUGACCCUGCAUCUCAAGAUAAGGUUCAAGUUAGGAGCCUUGAAGACCUUCAAGUUGAAGCCCAAGGUUAAAUGCGACUUGUCAUCACUUCCUCUCACUCCCACCAGUACACCUGACGGAGGCUCAUCCGCCGGUGGUUUUCAGAUCAAGCGGUGCGAUCUCGAUUACUGAUAUCGUCACUUUCCCUUUUGUGUAUCAUAAGCACUCCCGGCCUAUCCCAUCCCGGCAGACCCGUUUCGCUACAUUCUUGCAUAAUCUCCGUUUUUUCCUAUUCAUUUUUCGGGGGCUUUGAUGUCUCUGGUUGAUGCGACUUUCGCGAUAUACGGUAUUGCUUUAUCUAAUUAUAAUUUUUCAUCAUCAUCAUAUACAUAGUUGUAUCCGACUUUUUCCUUGUUUACAAAUAAAAUGUGAUUUCUUUCGUUUGUUUUUUA
Prosopis cineraria is the source of this 1090-nucleotide messenger RNA. Its product is annotated as NDR1/HIN1-like protein 10. Lineage: Eukaryota; Viridiplantae; Streptophyta; Magnoliopsida; Fabales; Fabaceae. The transcript has a single exon. Gene Ontology annotation, biological process: defense response to other organism. The record is from RefSeq and is a predicted model, not a curated record. The coding region runs from base 150 to 830 and encodes 226 amino acids.